Molecule: messenger RNA, 1494 nt
Organism: Nestor notabilis (Kea)
Lineage: Eukaryota; Metazoa; Chordata; Aves; Psittaciformes; Psittacidae
Gene: SLC38A12
Product: transmembrane protein 104
Exons: 9
Coding region: 1-1494 (497 amino acids)
Source: RefSeq, a predicted model, not a curated record
AUGGCUGGCGGCAUCACGGAUACGGGAGAGCUUUACUCUCCCUAUGUGGGUCUGGUUUACAUGUUCAACCUCAUCGUGGGAACAGGAGCCCUGACCAUGCCGAAGGCCUUUGCAACAGCAGGGUGGCUCGUCAGCCUCGUUCUCCUCAUGUUCCUGGGAUUUAUGAGUUAUAUGACUACGACCUUUGUGGUGGAAGCCAUGGCUGCUGCAAAUGCCCAGCUGCGAUGGAAGAGAAUGGAGAAACGCAAGGAUGAUGAGGAUGAGGAUUCUUCCUCUGGUGUAUCUGACACUGAUGUUCUCCUCCAAGAUGGCUAUGAGCGAGCAGAGACACGGCCUAUCCUGUCAGUUCAGAGACGUGGCUCACCCAAUAUCUUUGAAAUUACUGAGAGGGUGGAAAUGGGCCAGAUGGCUUCCAUGUUUUUCAACAAAGUGGGUGUCAACCUCUUCUAUUUCUGCAUAAUUAUCUACCUCUAUGGAGACCUGGCAAUCUAUGCAGCAGCUGUACCAGUCUCUCUCAUGCAAGUGACCUGCAGUGCCACUGGCAACCAUUCUUGCAGUGUUGGAGAUGGCACAAAGUACAAUGAUACAGACAAGUGCUGGGGGCCAAUUCGACGGAUCGAUGCUUACAGACUGUACCUGGCAGCGUUCACUCUCCUCCUUGGUCCUUUCACCUUCUUCAAUGUGCAGAAGACCAAGUAUCUUCAAAUCAUGACGUCCCUCAUGAGAUGGAUAGCUUUCAUCCUCAUGAUUAUUCUGGCUCUCAUCCGCAUCAGCAGAGGCCAAGCUGAAGGUCACCCGUCCAUGGCCCAGCUCUCAGGCAUCCGCAAUCUUUUUGGGGUGUGCGUCUACUCCUUCAUGUGCCAGCACUCUCUGCCAUCCCUCAUCACACCCAUCUCCAAGAAGAAGCAUGUCAACAAGCUCGUGCUGCUCGAUUACAUCCUGAUCCUGGCUUUCUACAGCCUCCUGUCGUUCACUGCCAUUUACUGCUUCCGCAACGACACCCUCAUGGACAUGUACACACUCAACUUCACCAACUGUGAGAUCAUCAACGUUGCCUUCAUUCGUUACUUCCUGGGCCUCUUCCCAGUCUUCACCAUCAGCACCAACUUCCCCAUCAUCGCAGUGACCCUGCGCAACAACUGGAAGACCCUUUUCCACAGGGAAGGGGGGACCUACCCAUGGGUGGUGGAUAGGAUUGUCUUUCCUGCCAUCACGCUUAUUCCCCCAGUGCUGGUGGCUUUCUGCACCCACGAUUUGGAGUCCUUGGUGGGGAUCACAGGAGCUUACGCUGGGAAUGGGAUCCAGUAUCUCAUCCCGGCUUUCCUCGCGUACUGCAGUCGGAAGGACACUCAGCUGGUCUUUGGCAGUGGGACAGUUAACAAACACCUCUCCCCUUUCCGACACACCUUCUGGAUUGUGUUUGUGCUCAUAUGGGGCUUUUCUUGCUUUGUGUUUGUGACUGCAAACAUUGUCCUGAGCGAGCCAAAACUCUGA